This is a messenger RNA of Eptesicus fuscus (big brown bat), 1149 nucleotides long. It is a transcript of the gene RAB24, whose product is annotated as RAB24, member RAS oncogene family. Gene Ontology annotation, molecular function: GTP binding; GTPase activity. NCBI's taxonomy places the organism in Eukaryota, Metazoa, Chordata, Mammalia, Chiroptera, Vespertilionidae. The record is from RefSeq and is a predicted model, not a curated record. The coding region runs from base 332 to 943 and encodes 203 amino acids. The transcript is spliced from 8 exons.
CUCCCCUUCUGCCCCACUCCCCCUGCGGGAGCCGCGUCGGUGCGUGCGGACCUGGGCUGGAGCGGCCCCCAAGCUCGGUGGGGAGUCCGUCCGAGGCGGGCGGCGGAGUGCGGCGCCGUUGAGGGCGCUGUCCCACACGCUCCCAGGGCUCUUGGAAGGGUCAGCGCCCGGGCCGAAGAGCGGGGGCAGGCGGGCGCUGCCAGAGCGCGAGCCCGACGUCGUGUCUGGAGCGGUAGUGACUGGGGCUUGGGCGCCGCCUGCCCGGGCGGAGAUCCGGGUUCACCUAGCGCGGGGCCCAGGACCCUGACGCGGGUGAGGCGGCCCCGAGAGCAUGAGCGGGCAGCGCGUGGACGUCAAGGUGGUUAUGCUGGGCAAGGAGUUCGUGGGUAAGACGAGCCUGGUAGAGCGAUACGUGCACGACCGCUUCCUGGUGGGGCCCUAUCAGAACACCAUCGGAGCCGCCUUCGUGGCCAAGGUGAUGUCUGUCGGAGACCGGACAGUGACUUUGGGUAUUUGGGACACAGCAGGCUCUGAGCGCUACGAGGCUAUGAGCCGAAUCUACUAUCGAGGUGCCAAGGCUGCCAUCGUCUGCUAUGACCUCACAGACAGCAGCAGCUUUGAGCGGGCAAAGUUCUGGGUGAAGGAACUGCGAAACCUAGAGGAGGGCUGUCAGAUCUACCUGUGUGGCACCAAGAGUGACCUGCUGGAGGAGGACAGGCGGCGUCGACGUGUGGACUUCCACGAUGUCCAGGACUAUGCAGACAAUAUCAAAGCUCAGCUCUUUGAAACAUCCAGCAAGACAGGCCAGAGUGUGGACGAGCUCUUCCAGAAAGUGGCAGAGGAUUACGUCAGUGUGGCCGCCUUCCAGGUGAUGACAGAGGACAAGGGCGUGGACCUGGGCCAGAAGGCAAAUCCCUACUUCUACAGCUGUUGUCAUCACUGAAUCACCACUUAUUUGGCCUGGGGGAAUUAAAGGAAUUCCCCAAGGGGCUGGACCUAGUUCUUGUCUGGGCUUGGAUGGUCAAACAUGUAAGCUACCCCAAGUCCCCAUGGCAGCAGAAGUGGCACCUGUCUGUGCUGGCCCAUGGAACGUGCAGCAUUGGGCUGACUGAUGGUCAUCAGGAGGGUAAAGGCGGAGUUGGACUCCAG